Bipolaris oryzae ATCC 44560 is the source of this 2079-nucleotide messenger RNA. RefSeq lists its product as uncharacterized. The transcript has a single exon. The record is from RefSeq and is a predicted model, not a curated record. Bases 1 to 2079 code for a protein of 692 amino acids. Lineage: Eukaryota; Fungi; Ascomycota; Dothideomycetes; Pleosporales; Pleosporaceae.
AUGGUGAAGCAUCUCCUUCUUGCUUCGCUCACUGUAGGGGCAUUGGCUCGUCCGGCGGCUUUGUCCGACACAAAGCGCAGCAAUGUCACUAACCUCAACGUCAUGCUAUCUGUUGCUAACGGGCUCUUGGAUACGCCUACCGAUGGUCGCAUAGUAUUGAUGUUGGCGCCUGCUGGAACUGAUCCUCUCGACGACACCGAUGUCACUUCGUCGCCCAACAAGAUAUUCGGAAAGAACGUAUACGGGUUUGGAUCGGAUAAGGCCGUCACGUUGUCUGGUGGUAGUAACGACAAUACUGCGACUGGAGUCUUUGGUUGGCCAAAUCCCAGUCUUGACAACAUCGACCCCGGUAACUACAGUGUACAAGCAUUCCUUACCAGAUAUGAGACUGUGACCCGCAGCGACGGAUCCAAGGUCAGCCUCCGCUUUCCAUGCGGCGACGGUGCACCAAAUGUCAAUGGGUUUGGGAGUUUGGUGACACCAAUUACAAACAUCACCAUAUCUGGCAGCCAACAAGUCGUCCAACUGACCUUCAACAACAUCACCGAAGUCCCCAACUUCAGUGGGAAAGAAAUGGGCGGAUGCAACCAGGGCAACUACGAGGAUACGGAGCUUCUCAAGCAUAUCAAGAUCCGCAGUAAGAAGCUAAGCAAGUUCUGGGGGCGAGACAUGUACGUUGGCGCCAACAUCGUGCUACCAGCCGGUUACGAUGCCAACGACACAAAGACACGAUAUCCCGUCAUCUACCACCAAAACCACUGGGCAGACGGUGUUGGUGCAUACAACUACGGCAAAAACGAAGAUUUCACGUCUAUCUGGAAUAAAGGCAUCAUCCCCGCAACAGACAGUAAUCCAGAACGGCCAGUCCCGAAAUUCAUCACUGUCGCCUUCCGCCACGAAGCACCCUACUACGACGACUCGUACGCCGUCAACACCGCAAACCUGGGCCCUUAUGGCGACGCUCUAAACGAUGAACUCCUUCCCUACAUUGACCAAAAAUUCAAUACCAUCCGUUCCCCCUACGCCCGCAUCCAAGACGGCGGCUCAACCGGCGGCUGGGAAUCAAUCGCAAACGUAAUUUACCGCCCCGACCUCUUCGGCGCCUGCUUCUCUUCCUACCCAGACUCCCUAUCCUUCUACCGCCACCAAGACAUCGCUCUCUACACCGCUUCCAACGCCUACAUUCGCGAUGACGGUAGUAGCGUCCCCAGCAUCCGAACCUUCGUCAACGGCACGCAAGUAGUCGAAGCCACCGUCGCAUCCGAAAACCACUGGGAACUCACCUUCGGAACUGCCUCGCGCUCCUUCAACCAAUGGGACAUCUGGAACGCCGUCUUCGGUGUCCAAGGCUAUAACAAUUAUCCGCUUGAGCCGUGGGACAAGGUGACGGGCGAGAUUUAUCACGAUGCUGUGGCAUACUGGAAACAAUUCGACCUCACCGAAUACAUCAUUGCGAAUUUCAACUCGACUCGUAAUCUCGGUACUGCGCUUGCAGACCGGCUUUUCGUCUACGUCGGCUCGUGGGAUACGUAUUUUCUCAACGAGGGCGUGCAGGAGUUUCGGGAUAGGACGGAUGCGGUUGGUGGCAAGGGCUGGGCGAAUGUUACUAUCUUACCGGAAAAGAUACAUGGGGGCAAUUAUCAAGAUAGGAAUAUUUGGGAUUAUUUGGAGUUGGUGGAGGGGUGGGUUAAGGAGCAUACGCCUGGGGGUCCUAAGCCGCUUUGUGAAGCGUGUACGGCGCCGUCGACACGUGGGAAUGUCUGGGAUGAGGUUAUCAAAUUUGGGGGUCGCAAGGCUGCUGUUGGGCGCCAGGUGGAUCCAAAGAUUCAAGCGGCUGGGAAGGUGGUUGUGGGACAGCGGGUUACGGCGAGUGUUGGGCGCUGGGAUCCCGGUGUCGAGUUGACGGCUCAGUGGAUUCUGAACAGCAAGCCUGCGUGUGAAGCAUUUGCUGUAAAGCAGGGUGCGAAUGUGACGUACACACCGACUGCAAAGGGGCAUAUGCAGUUGCUGGUUACGGGAGAGAAGAGAAACUAUGUGACUGAGACGAGGAAGAGUCAGAGGGUACUUGUUAGACGGUAA